Molecule: messenger RNA, 3208 nt
Organism: Drosophila willistoni
Lineage: Eukaryota; Metazoa; Arthropoda; Insecta; Diptera; Drosophilidae
Gene: FucT6
Product: alpha-(1,6)-fucosyltransferase
Exons: 5
Coding region: 740-2674 (644 amino acids)
Biological process (GO): protein N-linked glycosylation
Cellular component (GO): Golgi cisterna membrane
Molecular function (GO): protein binding; glycoprotein 6-alpha-L-fucosyltransferase activity
Source: RefSeq, a predicted model, not a curated record
UGAUGGGACUACGAACGAUAACAAAUAAUCGAAUAGCUGCAAUAAUUGAAAAACAAAACAAGAACUAGAACCAGCCUAUAAGCCCUUAUCGCAUAACGAAGGCCCAGUUCGCAUUGAAGUAAAUUAAAAUUGCAAUCACAUACAUAUAGACACGCACACGCAAUACAAACAAAUACAUACAGAAAUUCGUAAGAUAUGGAAAUGUCCACGUAGCGUAGGAUAUGUGUGGCAUAUGUUAUUAGCUCCUCUCUAGCCAACAACAACAAUAAUAACAACAUCAACAACAACCAUAUAGCAACAACAAUAACAAUUAAUGUGGGAAGGCGAAACGAAGAGCCGCAAUCUCGAGCCGUGUACCCCAGCUGCCCACCCGCUCCGCCCCGCACUACUACAACUAAGUGCGUGAGAUGAUGUGUAGCUGUAAGCCAGCAGCAGGAGCAAAGCCAAAGCUGUGACUAUGCAACAACAGGAUAACAUCAACAACAACAACAACAACAAGAACAGUAGAGGCAAAACAAAAAAAAGAUACAUUCGUGGCACACUUCAAAAUUUAACUUCUGGAUAACUAACUAAGCUAAAAACGCAACAAUUUUGACCAAAAGGCCGUGAAUGAGCGUGUGGAGCGGCAGUGAGCAGUUAUCCUUAUUGAAAUUGAAUUGAAAGGGAUUACAAAUUCGGACUGGGUGGAAGGAGAGGCUGGGUCAGAGGCAGUGGCAGAGGCAGCACCAAUUUUUGGGCAAUGUUGCUGGUGCGUCAACUGUUUGGCUCAUCGGCAAACUCAUGGGCGCGAGCUCUUAUCAUCUUUGUGCUGGCCUGGGUGGUGCUCGUCUAUGUGUUUGUUACCAAAUUGACAAAUUCUCAAAAUCAAUUGGCCACCAGUGAGAAUGAGAUAAAUGCUCGUCGGAUAAAUCAUGCUCUGCAAUUGCUGGAGCAUACCAAGCAACGGAAUGAGGAACUCAAACAGUUGAUAGACGAGUUAAUGAGCGAACAGCUUGACAAACAAAGCGCCCUGAAAUUGGUACAAAGACUGCAAGAGAAUGAUGCACAAAAUCCAAAGCUUAAUCCUGGUGAGGGGGAACCAUUCGGCAUAAAUGCGGCCCCGGCGGUUAACCACAAUUGGGAUGACCUUCAAUUAAUGGAAGUUGGCGGCGGUGGUGGCGGAUCACGAGGGAUUGCCAGUGAAGCUAAUGUGGGCUCAGCAUCUGGUGGUGAUGGUAAUAGCAUUCCCGGUGCCAAUGCCGCUGCUGGCAUUGAGCCCACAUUGGAAUACGAGUUCACUCGUCGUCGCAUUCAAACGAAUAUUGCCGAAAUUUGGAAUUAUUUUAGCAGCGAGUUGGGUAAAAUACGUAAACAGGUGUCCCAAGGCAGCGGUGCUGCCAAUGGUAAUGCCGAUUUAGAAGAGCAAAUCAACCAGGUGCUGGUGCAGGGUGCCGAGCACAAACGCUCACUACUAAGUGAUAUGGAUCGAUUACGGCAAACGGAUGGCUAUGAGGCAUGGCGCCACAAGGAGGCCAAAGAGCUAAGCGAUCUGGUGCAACGUAGAUUGAAUUAUCUGCAAAAUCCCAGUGAUUGCCAGAAUGCUAGGAAAUUGGUGUGCAAGCUAAACAAGGGCUGUGGCUAUGGCUGUCAGCUGCAUCAUGUGGUCUACUGCUUCAUUGUGGCCUAUGCUACCGAGAGGACUUUGAUUUUGAAAUCUCGCGGUUGGCGCUAUCACAAAGGCGGCUGGGAGGAGGUUUUUCUACCAGUCUCGAAUACCUGUCAUGAUGCCGGCUCCACCAAUGCCUACAAUUGGCCCGGCAAGCCGAAUACCCAAGUCCUGGUAUUGCCCAUUAUUGAUUCGUUGAUGCCACGUCCGCCUUAUCUUCCACUGGCCGUGCCUGAAGAUUUGGCACCGCGUCUAAAGCGUCUACAUGGGGAUCCCAUUGUCUGGUGGGUUGGGCAAUUUCUAAAAUAUUUAUUGAGGCCGCAGACACCGACACGGGACUUUCUUACGACUGGUAUGCGUAAUCUUGGCUGGGAGCAUCCGAUAGUUGGGGUACAUGUGCGACGCACGGACAAGGUCGGUACCGAGGCCGCAUUCCAUAGCAUCGAGGAGUAUAUGACGCAUGUGGAGGACUAUUAUCGCACAUUGGAGAUCAAUGGGACUGCUGUAGUGCGGCGCAUCUUUCUGGCCUCGGAUGACGCCCGUGUGAUUGAGGAGGCACGCAAAAAGUAUCCACAAUAUCAAAUCGUUGGCGAUGCCGAAGUAGCGCGCAUGGCAGCCGUAUCCACUCGAUAUACUGAUACCGCUCUAAACGGUAUCAUUCUUGACAUUCAUUUGCUCUCGCUGUCGGACUAUCUGGUCUGCACAUUCUCAUCGCAAGUAUGCCGCGUUGCGUAUGAGAUUAUGCAAACCAUGUAUCCGGAUGCCUCGCAUCGUUUUAAAUCGCUCGAUGACAUCUACUAUUAUGGCGGCCAGAAUGCGCACAAUCGUCGCGUGGUUAUUGCCCACAAGCCGCGCACCCAUGAGGAUCUUCAACUGAAGGUGGGCGAUCUUGUCUCUGUGGCCGGCAAUCAUUGGGAUGGCAAUUCCAAGGGCAAGAACACCCGCACCAAUCUGGGUGGCUUGUUCCCAUCAUUUAAGGUGGAAGAGAAGGUCGACACUGCCAAAUUGCCGCUGUAUAAUGAAAUCUAAAAUCUACAAAAUUUCGAAUCACAUUCGAUACAAAUUUUUCAAUUGCAUCUCUUUUAUAAUGUAUGGCGCAUGUCUAUGUAGGUCCACAUAAUAUGGCAUACAUUAUCUUUUGUCACUUGUCGAACAAACAAUAACGAAUCUCCAUAUCUUUAAGCCAAUCGAUAUUACAAAUCUCUCGGAAACACACUGACUUCUUUCUCUCUCAUCAACGUUCCUGUUGGAUUCAAUUGUUGCACUCCUAAGAAUUCUAAUUUUGAUACUGAUUCUGUUGUUUGCAUUUUAUACAACUCUUUUAAUUUUAAUAUUUAAGUGGAAAGCCGAAGAAAUUAUGUUGUCAAAAGGAAAAUAUAUAACUACAUAUAUAUAUAUAUAAAUUAAACAUAGUAAUGCAAUUAUGUAGUAGGUUCAAUAAGCGCAAUAUAGUUUAUCCUCUGUAAAAUAGACACAAAGAAAAAGCCUACACAUAAAUCAAAUUAAUUUUGAUCAAUCAAUAGAGAAAGUAAUAAUAAUUAAAUAGAAAUGUUUUAAAAAAAA